CACACACGCGCCCUUAACGCUGACACUAUUUCGAGGUGCAAAAUAGGCGCUGUCCCGGGCUCCCCACGACCAUCAGUAUCACUCAAGAACACCUCUUUAAGGGCUUCAAAACGCGCGAUGGCGCAUCGUUAACAUAUCAUACACACAUCACGCACAGACGCACCAAUUAUGGCUCUCGCAUUCGCAGCGAUGCGGUGCGCGACUGGUGCGACCGCGUCGCUGCUGCCCGCCGCGCGGAGCUGGGCCGUUAGCAUGCUUACUUCUGGACUAGAUCAUGGCCUUGGAGUGUCUGUACUGGGAGGAGGACCGCUUCCAGGCUUGCUAGCUCGGGCACGGCACGACAGCGCGUUGGCGCAGCGGGCGUCGGAGCAGGUGGUGCCUCCGGAGAUUCUGAGGGAGCUCCAGCAACUAGAGGGCUCGCUGAAUGACGCGGCACGCCUGGACGGCCGGCGGCGCAGCAGCCUGCGGCUAUCACAGUCCACGCUGCCCCUCCCGCUGCCAACACACACCGUGGAGCCCGGGCUCCCCGCGCUGGAUGCGCACGUGCGGCCCCGCUCAGCCACCGGCGGCACCGCCUGCAAAUGGCUGCGGCGGGCGGGUCGCGUGCCUGGCCGGGUGCACUCGCUGCCGGGCGCGGACGCGAGGGCGGGGGCGGCGGCUGGGCACAGCGAGGACCAGGGGGCGAGCAGCAGCAGUAGCAACAUCAACAAUAACAACAACAAGUUACUUGUGCACUUCUCGGAGGGCGACGUUGCCAAGCUGAUCCGCACCUUUGGUCGCAACGGCUGCACGGCGCGGGUGCUGCAGCUCAACCUCGUGGCGCCGGACGCGGCGGCCAGCGACUCUGGGGCCGAGCAAGCGGCGCAGGCGGACGCGGGGCGCAGUGGUGAGGGCACCAGCGGCAGCACCAGCGGCACACAACUGGGCAUGCUACGCGUGAAGCCGACACGCGUGUUCGUGAACGCCGUGACGCAGCGUGUGGAGGGCCUGGACCUGAUUUACUGCCCGCCCGAGCGGCAGGUGCUGGUGGACGUGCCCGUGCGGCUGCUGAACGACGACCUGGCGCCCGGGGUCAAGAAGGGCGGCUGGAUUGCGCUGUUCAAGCGCACGGUGCGGUACAAGGCGCUUGGCGGUGCCAUCCCGCCGUACAUCGAGGUCAACGUACGGAACAUGGAUCUCGACCAAGACAUGCUGGUACGGGACAUGCCCAUCCCGCCCGGCACCAAGCUGUACGAAAAGGACUACAACGCGCCGGUGCUGCGAUGCACCACUGAUGUGGGCAAGGACUAAGCAUGGGGGAGCUGGUGGAGGAGGCCACUGGAGUUGGCGGGAGUUAGGGUUUGCUGCGUUGGUUGGAAAUGCUGACGCGGUGACUCUGGAGCUGACUGUGUGGUAGCAUAGUUGUGUGCGAACAUGUGUUAUCUAGUCCAAUGUGCAAACAGGAGAGCUGUGGAGGCGAGGGGCAGUGCAGAAGUCGAGCGGUCGGGGCUUUUUAGGGCUGUCUUGCGUUUCGCUGGGCCAGCGCGGGAGUUUGCGCCGGCAUAGCGCAAUUACCAAGUUGUUAGAUUCAUUCUGACGGUCGUCGGACUCUGGGAGCGAGCGCAAGGCCCCUCCCGCCCUUGUGACGACAGGCUGACGGGA
Chlamydomonas reinhardtii is the source of this 1641-nucleotide messenger RNA. RefSeq lists its product as uncharacterized. Gene Ontology annotation, biological process: translation. The coding region runs from base 190 to 1290 and encodes 366 amino acids. Gene Ontology annotation, cellular component: cytosolic large ribosomal subunit. The transcript is spliced from 6 exons. The record is from RefSeq and is a predicted model, not a curated record. Gene Ontology annotation, molecular function: 5S rRNA binding. Lineage: Eukaryota; Viridiplantae; Chlorophyta; Chlorophyceae; Chlamydomonadales; Chlamydomonadaceae.